AUGGGUGCGCAAGCGGUAGGGGUGAGUGAGUGUGAGAGUGGGACGGGUUCUGAGAUGUCUGGUAAGGCAAGGAUGGGUGGACAAGAGUUGAGGGUGGAUGGGAGUGGGGGGUGUGCAGGUGUUGGGAUGGGUCUUGAUACACAAAAGGGGUGGCAGUUGGAGGAGGAGGAGGAGGAGGAGGAGGAGGAGGAGGAGGAGGAGGAGGAGGAGGAGGAGGAGGAGGAGGAGGAGGAGGAAGAGGAGGAGGAGGGAGGAGGGGGGUACUCUGUCAGAAAGGUCUGCAAGAAAAGCCUUUCUCCUUCCGGCUUUUCUGAUGGGGAGAUGGAAAAAGAGGGGGAUAGGGAGGAGGGGAAAGAGGAGGAGGAGGAAGAGGAAGAGGAAGAAGAGGAGGAUGAGGAGGAGUGUACUCCAAUCGCUACGCCUGUGGCAUUUUCCCGGUCCAGAAUCCUUCUCUCUGUGUGCCCACCGCCAGGGCCAGGGCAGCCGAAAGAGUCCAGGUUCAAUGUACCCGGAAAGGAGGAGAGGAAGAAAAUGGGUGCUGGGGAAAAGGAGGGGCAAGAGAAGGGUGUACGGUUUGUCAUCCCAAGCAGGAGGGCUAGGGGGGUUUCAGGAGCCUCUGCUGCUACCGCUGGUGCUGUUUCAGGUGGUGCUGUUUCAGGUGGUGGGAGCAUUAGCAAGCCCAGGCACAGGCAGUGCCAGUCGUUUUCCGGCUUUGACUUUGGCUUGAUUGCGAAUGGACAGACGUUCAAUGUACCUGGACAGGAAGAGAGGGGAAACAAGGGUGGUGGGGCAAAGCAAGGGCAAGAGGGGGGAGCACGGAAAGAGGGGGUGGGACGAGAAGAGGGUGUGCAGGCCAGCAAAGCACGGCUUGCUGUCGCAAGGGGAAACACGGGGGGUUCUGCUGUUGCUGCUGCUGCUCCUGGUGGUGCUGCUGGUGGUGGUGGGGUUUUGGGCGGUGAGGAUUCAGGUGGUGGGGUGUCAGCAGGUGAAAUUUCAGGUGGUGGGAUGUCAGCAGGUGAAAUUUCAGGUGGUGGGGUGUCAGCAGGUGAAAUUUCAGGUGGUCGGGGCAGUGGCAAGCCCAGGCACAGGCAGACCAAAUCGUUUUCCGGCCUUGACUUUGGAUUGAACGAGUGGGAUAUGGGGGAGAGCAGGGAGGGAGGGAGAAGAGAGGGGAUAGCGAGCAGAGGGGGUAGAGAGGAGGGCUCUAGCGGUUGGGCGAGAAGGAACCAAGGAGAGAGAGAGGAGCAAGGGGGUUUGUCACUUAGAGUAGCGAAGCUUGCAGUUGGGGUGAAAGGAAGGGGAGGAGAGAGAAGGGGGGAUGGAGGAAGGAGGGGAGGGGGAGGAGGAGGGGAGCUUCCAAGCUUGCUGUCACCACGAGCAAUGCCGAUUGCUUCUGGGUCGGUGGCGGCAGCAGCAGCAGCAGCAGCAGCAGCAGCAGCAGCAGCAGCAGCAGCAGCAGCAGCAGCAGCAGCAGCAGCAGCAGAGGCACAGGCGUUGGCAGGAGCAUCGGCCUUCUCAGCAAGAGCCUCAACUCCCCACGAGCAGCAGCAGGAGGGGACACAGCGGCACCCAAGUCUCCCCGAGGUGGAGGAGGAGGAGGCGGAGGGUUGUGGAAACGGGGAGAAGCAGCAGCCGCAGCAGCAGCAGCAGCAGCACGGGAAGGAGCAGGGGGAGCGGCAGGGGGAGCAGCAGGGGGAGCAGCAGGGGGAUCAGCAGAGGGAGCAGCAGGAUGGGACUCAGGUGUACCCAACAGUUUCUCACCUGCUGCAAUCGUCUGGCCUCGGCGCGUGGCUCUCUCCCGGAGCUAGCCCUGCUGGUUCGGCCACCCACACACCUGCUGACUCAGCAGCACACACCCCUGCUGGUUCGGAUGAUGACAGCAGCCCUCGCAAGCAGAGACCUGCUAGGCUUCGCCGGAUGGGAGAUCAGCAGCAGCAGGGGCAGCGGCAGCAGAAGCAGCAGCAGGGGCAGCAGCAGCAGCAGCAGCAGCAGCAGCAGCAGCAGCAGCAGCAGCAGCAGGGAGAGCAGGUACAGGGAAGAGUAGGCGGAGCAGAUCAGAGGGUGCUGUGUUCUGGACGAGUGGGAUCAGAAGGAGCGAGAGGUCGGGCACGGGUGGCCCGGCCGAACCUGGAGAGCGUGCAGGCGUCGUGGGUGCAUGAGGAUCCCGAGGAUGACUCUGAGUAUGCUGGGUGGGGUGCCACUCCCAAGGAAGGGAAGGCAGCAGAAGCGGGGUUUUGA
Closterium sp. Naga37s-1 is the source of this 2238-nucleotide messenger RNA. The record is from the annotation of a GenBank genome assembly. NCBI's taxonomy places the organism in Eukaryota, Viridiplantae, Streptophyta, Zygnematophyceae, Desmidiales, Closteriaceae.